AUGGGUGUGAAAGAAGCUGGUACGAAGCAGCGCAUCGUGCCUACGGGCGACCAGAUCCGGCUUGCAAAGGUCACAGCGGAGCCUCUUGAUGAAGACCAAGAACAAAUGAAGCGUCUCAUCAAAAAGGUCACCGAGACCACUCUUUGCACAAAGGCCCAGGCAGAAAUCGCACUUUUCGACAACGAUAACAAUGUUGACUUGGCUGUGCUGCAGAUCCUCGACAAUCCAGACCUUGAUUGGACCGAGCAGAAGAACAAGAAGGACAAGAAGAAGGAAGAGCCUCCGAAGUACGCUCCUCGUGGCAGUCAGACGUCCUCAAGGGGCCGCAAGGAAUGGGUCGAGCGUCCAGCUGCCAACCGUGGAGACCGUGGUCCGCGACCGAUCCAAGGAACUACCACCAACGGAGGUACCACCCAGUCGCGUGGACCUUCUCGGGGAGCAGCCCAGAAUGGUCGUGGUCGAGGUGGACGUCAGCAGACCAAUGGCAGACCGGAGUACAGCAAAGCUUCCAACAACCAGGAGCAAGACGAAAAUUUCGAUUGGCAGAAUGGACCGCUCGUCUUCAAGCGCACUGACGAAUCUGCUUCUGCGGAAACACAGCCGGCUGCCACGACUCCAGUUGUCAACGGCGCUACCAAUGCUGCGGGCCCGAUCUCAUUUGCCGCUGCGGCGGCGGCCAGCCUCAACAAGGAGAAGCAGCGUAUUGAGCAGCAGCAGAAGCUUCAUCAACAGCAGCGCGUCGUCGAAACCAAGCCAUCGCCCAGUGUUGAAGACACACCGCCGGUUACCGAAUCAGUGGCCAGCCCUUCAGUACAUGCCGCCGAUGAGUCUGCUGAACCGGAAGUGGAGGAGGAUAUUGAAGUACAAGUGCAACAGGAACCUAUUUCGGUCCCACAGAAUUCUGCGGCAGAAUGGACGAACAAACUAAAGUCUGAGCUUGGAAUCGGCGUGACUCUACCGGAACCUUCCUUCCCUACGGGCCCCAGCGCAAAGGCAGUUGAAUUUGUGUCGGAUGCGGCUCCUAGCUACGGAUCAACGUUGUCCGAGUACCAAUUCGGAUUCAGCGCAGAUCCCGUUGAACUGCCACCUGCACAUUCCAUCAGCCAAGUCCAAGCAAAUAAUAUUCCUGCUGAAGCUCCUCUCUUUACUCGAUCUCCAAUUGCCCCGUCUUCUAGUCAACCCGCUCCCCCAACUCCCGUCAAAGCUGAGCAAAUCCAACAGCCAGAAUACGUCUUGAAGCAGCAGUCGCCUACGGGAGCCGUACCCUCAUCAAACUUUGGUCAACCGAUACGACAGAAUUCUGGUUUCUCGUUGGAAUCGCGGAGCGUCAACUAUGCGCCGCCUGAAACGCAGCACAUCAACCAGCAUCAGAAGCAGACGAUGACGCAGACGACCCAGCAUUCGGUCAACGUCCCGAAUGCUCUACCGCCACAGCAGGCCCAGCAAAUGCCCUACGCGCCGCCGAAUGUUUAUAGCAACUAUCAACCAUACCUCGGCAUGUACAGCCCCAUGCGAUCUGAUGACGCCGGUUUCGCAGCCGCGACUCUGAUGCAAUUCCCCUUCGGUGUUGGACAAAUUGAUCUCACGAACCUCCUGCCUACGCAGAGUUCGCUAUCCGGCGGCCAGGCGCAGCCGACCCACCAAGCUCAACACCGCAACGAUAAUCACCAAAUGAUGGAUCUCAACAAAUACACGGGAAUGAACACAGCGCGGGAAAAUCCGGUCGGGCCGCCUCCUGGCUUCACGAAUAAUGGAUAUAUGCCGCCUCAUCAGCCGCAGAACAUGUUCCUACCGACGUACCAAAGUGCUCCCUACCAGUACAUGGUGCCGCCGGUGAAUGCACGACCAAUGUACAAUGCUUCCGGGGACGAGGAUCGCAAGGCCGGAACAUACGACCGAGGCAACGCAGGAAAGGGUGGCGCUCAGCAUACGCCUCCUCCACACUUCCAACAACAUGGCGGAAAUGCCUACAUGAGUGGACUCGGCAAGCCCAAGCAAUCUCAACCCUACGGCGCGCCUGGGCAUGCCUGGAAUACU
Mesorhabditis spiculigera is the source of this 2037-nucleotide messenger RNA. The record is from the annotation of a GenBank genome assembly. Lineage: Eukaryota; Metazoa; Nematoda; Chromadorea; Rhabditida; Rhabditidae.